Messenger RNA from Cuscuta epithymum, 7280 nucleotides. The record is from the annotation of a GenBank genome assembly. Lineage: Eukaryota; Viridiplantae; Streptophyta; Magnoliopsida; Solanales; Convolvulaceae.
AGCGCAUAUUAUUGUAGUGAGAGAGAGAGAGCCGCAACUUUGUAUUCUCGAUACCCUGUUCUGUAUUUCUAAACCAUUCUCGGUAUUGAAUCAAAGUUGAUCUUUUCUACUCUAUUCUAUAUUUCAUAUGAUUGUUAGAUGAAAUAGGGACCAACAAUUGGUAUCAGAGCUGAGCGUGAAAUCGAUUGAAGAAUCUCUGCAAUUUCGGAUCUACUGUUGACGUUGAAGACAAGCUUCUCGACAAUCUGAGUUUAUGCGAUUGUUUUUGUUUGAUAAAGCAGCAAUGGACAUGAAUCUGUGAUUUCAGGGCGUUUUCGAUCAGAAUCUGAGAUAUAGCAGUCCAGAAUUCCGUUUCUGUGUUGUUCGAAUUUUUUUGUUUUUCGCAUGUGGUUCUCGAGCUUUAGGUGCGACAACAGGUUCUCGAUAAGCUCUAUCGAAAAGAGUUUCGCGAACAGGUUCUCGAUAACUUUCUCGAAGAACAGGUUCUCGAUAGGAACGACAGCAAGUUCUCGAUAGGGACUUCUCGAUAGGAAGUUUUCGACAGGAAGUUUUCGAUAAGCACUUCUCGAAGUACAGGUUCUCGAUAGAUUGCUUCUCGAAAGAAAUUUCUCGAACUGCAGCUUCUCGGGUUGAACUUCUCGAAGCCAAUAUCGAAAAGCACUUCUCGAGGUUGAGUAUCGAAAAGAGUUCUCGAGCUUAGGAAGGCAAAGCUUUAAGUAAAAAAAAAAAGGAAAGAGGGGCAAAAAUUGUCUUUUGAGACCCGCUGAAUUUUACGGCUAUCGUGUCCGCAGGUCGCCCGCGCAGGGGGGGUGCGAAUUUUCGAUUCUGAACUGAAAGCCGGAAUUCUUGUGUGCGCGAGAGCUCCCCUCUUCUCAUUCACCUUUUAAUACUAAGGGAGGAGUAGUUCAUAUAUAAAGGCUCAAAAGUUCUCUAAGAGUUUAGGUGUGGGAAAGUUAAAGAAGUCUACUUUCCACCCUUGUUUGAAAGUGUACACUUUUCAUCUAUUUUUUCCAAGAGCUAGUUUGAGCCACUUUAAACUCCAAAGUCCAAAACUCCAACACCAAAGGUGAACCUUACAACCAAAGCUUCCAAGAGUCAACCUUGAGAUUUAAAAAAAAAAAAAAAAAAAAAUCAAUUCAUUAAAAAAAAAAAAUCUCAAGGUUAAGGCUAUUUUUCUCAAGGACCAAGCUACACUUCAAGGUCCGGAAAUUUGCAGAAACUUCAAUCAACCUCACGUCUACGGUCAACAUUCAACAAUCAACAAUGGAUACCUCCAACUCAUCAUUGUGUAAGAAUCAAUGUGCUGAAAUUUCUGAUAAGCUAGAGGUAAGGCAAUCUGACAGUCAACAAAUUAUCAAGCAAUUGGAAGAGAGAUUAGCAAACAAUCACCGAGUCUUACUGCAGCAGCUGGAUAAGACUACCUCACUCACCAUACAAUUGGAAAAUGAAAAGGAAAUUGUUAAGAAGCGAACUUUGGAAAUAGAACAUCUCACACAAAAGGUAGCUGAAUUGACUAAAAAGGUAAGUGACACUGAAUUAGAACGAAACGUUGCAAAAGCCGAAAAUGAUUUUCUACAUGAAAAAAGAUGUACUCUUUACACGAAAAUCAAAGAAUUAGAAGAUCUACUUGCCAAGAGAGGACAGACAGAACAAACCAUUUUUCUCAAUCAGAACAAAGACACCCGCUUUUAUAACUCUAAGGAGGGUCUUGGUCUCACUAACCCCAAUAAUUUGAAAAAGGUGGAUUGUAUUCAACUUUAUGACAUAAAUUAUAUGGGGUUAGGGUUGACUAAGUUGAUGGCUUUUACCUAUGGAAAGGAAACAUCAGAAGAAGAAGAAGAAGAGGUAAAGCGAUCAAACCCUUCUAGAGCAGAAAUUCCUUUCAACUAUGAUUCUUUGAACAAAAGCUAUGAAACUGCUGAACCUGUUUUCUCAACUGAUGAGAGUGUGAGUCCUUAUCCUUCUGAGAAGGAAGUUGUGUCUGAUCCAGAGUCCCCUUCAACCUCAGGUUCUUGUGAAGAAGAACCUUAUAUCCCACCACUGAUCAGAAAAUUUGAAAACUUACACAUUUCUUUAGAAAAUCAAAGAAAAAGUUUUGAAGAAGAGAGGAAAAGCUUUGAAAGUGAAAGGGAGAGGUUGUUGAGAGAACUGACUCUUUUAAAAGAAAACUCUCAAUCUGGCACAACUUCCCAAUCAUCUAGUGAUACAGAUUCUUCUCGAAAAAUUCUGAACGAAACUAACAUUUUCAAAAGGCCGCCCACUCACUCCACGUCUCCUUUGAAAACGGGAAAUGAAGUGAGUAGGAGACUGGAGAGGAGAAGAGAGUGGAGGCUGAAGAGAGCUGAAAUAGCUGAAGGAAAGAAGAAAAUGAAUUUUGUUGAAAAUAAGAAGUCUUGUUCUAGUGCUGCUUUUUACUCAAAUAAAAGUACAUUUAGCUCAGUCACACACCAUUCUUCUCAGUCUUUUUCUAAUGACUCUAGAUCUGUGUUUUCUCAUUCUAGUGCUGAGGUUAGAAAGCCUGAAAAACUUAAGCAAAAGGCUAAGGAUGUCAAACCUCAUUGUUAUGUGAAUGAUGGCAAAUCGAAAAAGAAAAGAUUUGAAGCUUCAACCUAUACUGUUUGUGAUGGUGUUUGCCUGACUUAUCCCCUCCAGGUUUAUUCAGCUAAACACCUGAAACGGUUAUCAAGGGAGAAAAUCUUUACUUCUCGGAAAUCUGUUCCAUCAUUCACCAGCGCUGAAAAUUCUCAUACACCUGCAAUAACUCAAAAAUGGGUUCCUAAAUCAGAAUCCCAGUCAUAUAGCUCUCCAAAAGCUUCAAAAGAGACUGGUUUAGGAACUAAAAUAAAGCAAAAAUUUCAAAAUUUCUUUUGUGCUAAAAGGGAUGGACCCACCCUGAAAUGGGUACCAAAGGUUUCUUAACCUUUUGCAGGUCCGUCAUGUGUGGUAACUGAACUGAUUGCUCCACAUGCAUGGCGGGUAUGAAGACGAGCUGUGAGCAAUCAACUGGUGCACAUUAUGAAGGGGAGUAUUGGCAUGUAUACUACCUCAACGAGCUGAAAAUCAAGAAAUGCACACCUCAACGCCAACACAUGCCAAGAACAAACAACAAGUGAUUAUUCUGAGGGGGAGUGUUUCUUUUUCACUCCUCCUGGUGCCUAACAACGAAGAAAGCACAUUCCAAGGGGGAGUUUUCCACUUUACUCCCUGGGUGAUCAACAACACCUUAAACAUUCUGAGGGGGAGUUACAUUUUUCUCCUCCUGACGCCAAUCAAGGAUCAAUGCAAGACAACCCAAGAAAGUCAUAAGCGAAUCAGCUAAAGUCCCCCAGGUGUAUCUCUAGCAAUUUUGGAUAACACUUGGCAAGGACGCUGAUGAGGAUGAUAAUGAGAUAGAUGACGUGCUGACCGCCACUAUCAAGGACACCAAGGUCAUGAUUACCAAAGAGUUGAUGCACCAAGUGCUGCACUGGCAAACACAUCGGCUUCGACUAGUGCAACAUCUACCAUUUGGUUGUCUUCCAUGAUGGUUUUCACUACUGGUGUGACGCUUCUCCAAAACAACUCCAUCCAUCCACUGUAGACUACCAACGGAGAACGUCAGCAAGUAUCUCCAAAAGAUGACUAAGGAUUCAACGCUUGUACCUCUCUUAAUACCAGUGUCUCUGUUGCAGUUAGCUGAUCCGAAUGAUCCAUCUGUCCGACACUACUGCCAGAAGAAUAACACUAUACUCCCUAUGGCUCAGAUAAACCCCCCUGAGCCUACCCAAGGGAGUCAGCCGAGCGCAAGUGAGGGUCCUGAGAGUUGAACCCAGCCACGUAGACCAGUGGCAGUCCGGCCCCAUGAUGAUCAGACUACGUCUGCUGAGGGCCACCCCCGAGUUGCUGAGGAGACUACCUAUGACUCGUCUAGCGCAGCCAGACCAUAAAACGCUGAUGAUGAGGACUCCGGGAGCAAGGCUGAAAAGAGCGACAACAAGAAGGGUGGUGAGGACGACAAUCAUGCGGACAACAACGCAAAGAAAGCCAGGAAAGCUCAGGUACAAAAAUGUUGAUUCAAUAUCAAGCUUCCUACGGCUGCAGAUGAAGGGGAGUCUUACUUGAGAAAGAAUACUCAAGGACAGAUUACCAGUGAGACUCGCUCUAAAUAACAUCAUGAUGUCCUCUCUUCAUCACUCACUCCUACACAAAGAGUGCAAACAUCAAGAAGCCUAGCUGAAGAAACCUAGAUGUUACAAACCGGGCUAACCCCAUAGGCACAGAGACUGAUCUUUUCAGUCUCCGGGUAGAAGACGCAGCAUCCAGCCCAACUGCGCAUACACAAGCCUCCCCUAGCCACUCUGCUACCUCCCAAUAGGUAGUAGUUUCAAUAUCAGGGGAUCUCAUACCCACCUCUCCGCCCCCUUUCGGAGCAGUCGAGGAUAUCUAUAGUGACCAUCAGCCCUAGGUCACUACCCCUCCUUCUACCACUUUGUGUCUAGGUGUCACCCUCCAAAAUUUUCCAAUUUUUCUAGGACAUGUACACUUUUCACACCACCGCACUCUACAGGUCCACUCUACCUGUCAACAACGAUCGGAGAUACUUCAAUGAUGAUCGGAAGUCCUGCUGCUCAACAGAUAACUCAAUCAUUAUAUGCAGGCCACACACCGGUUAUCUUUACCAAUGUUGUGACAACGGUUACUACCCCUGUAACCGGAAACCCUGACCCUACCGACCUUUCUGUCAUUCUGCAGCGCUUCUUGUAUUCCACCAUUAAGCCAUGGGUGCACGAAGCAAUAACCGCUUAGGCACAGGAAUUCAGGACCAACCCGGCGCUUCUUAAUGACAUCAUCCAAACUCUAACUCAACCCUCAUCCUCCCACUCCCAAUAACAACUCACUCCAAUCCUUACCCUAUCCCAUUUGACCAUUUACCAUGCCAUUCGAUGACCUAGCAUCCAUUAUGCUAGCGAGAAUUCUGGAAACCAAAGAAGCUCCACUCACUGACAAACAAAGAGCUCUUAUUGUGGUACUUGAAACCUAAAGCACAUGCAAUGACAGUCUCCGCGGUCACAAACGUUCACAUGAGGACCCUGAUUAUUCGGCUCCUCAUGAGGGGGAGAAUAAGAGGCAACGGAUACUCGAGCAUGGUGCUUCAUCUAGCCAAUAACCCCAACCUGAACUCUCAAACAACCAAGCUAAAUGCAAGAAUUCUCUCGAGGAUGCAGAUUUUGAGGGGGAGUUUUCAAUGUUCUCCUCCCAAGCGCCAAUUAUCAUCAAAGGCAUCCUACUGAGUUUUUCAAUGUUCUCCUCCCAAGCGCCAAUUAACAUCAAAGGCAUCCUACUGAGUGCUACAGUUGAGGGGGAGUACAAAGAGAAAAGAGCAAAGAGAAAUGAGAGACAAGUCCCAAUGGCUUAGUAAACCCAACUAAGCCUACCCAAGGGGCAAAGCCGAGAGUGCGUGGGUAACUGAGUGAACACUAUGAGAGUGAGGAAGCAGAAGGCUCUUGUGAGCGAGAAAACAAUAAUCAAUGACAUGUCUGCUACCUCAAUUGCGCUUUCAAUUGAGAGAAUUACUCCCAGUCACUCAAAUAAUCCGGACAAUUCCCCAUAGGUUCAGGACUGAAUUUAUUCAGAUCCCGGGUAGAAGUCGCUGCAUUUUGUCCAAACGGCGCAUGCACAACCCUACCCUAGACCACUCACUUGUCUCCCAACAGACAUGUGCUUAAUCAUAUUUCACGGGGAACCUCAUCUAUUAUUAUUGUCUCCUUCCGAGGCAAGUGAUACUGACUACAGUGGCCUCAGCCCCAUGCCACUGAACUUUCAUUGAUCACGUCGUGUCUAGUUAUCUCACUCCCAAAUGUUUUGAAUUUUUUUAGGACACAGACACUUUUUAGAGUCAGUUGCAGGUCUUCAUGACCCACGAGAACUUCCAUAGGGCUCAUCUACUUUAGAUGUAGACCAAUGAUUGGAAGGAAGUCCUGCUAUUGCAACAUAGAAAUCACCAACAUGUUCAGGCCAUCGCUCUAGAGUUUAUCUCUAUAGUGAUGAUAACGGGUGUCUACGCGACCCCGGGGGGCUACCACUUUCUUUGCUGAUCUUUAUGAUUAUGCCAUAACAACUAGAGUGACAUCUACUUCAGAUGCUUCACAAUGACUGGUUGGAAGUCCUGUUAGAACUUUAUUGCUUCUAUCAUUUUACACAGGCCACACAUCGGUGUUUACAUUGAUGUUGUGAUAACGGAACACUAUGGUGUAUCCGGUUUUUAUCUUAUUUUUCUUUUCGUUUUUGUUUUCCAGAAUAAAAGAAUAAAGGCAUGACGCCCCGAAUCAUCGGAUCGUCAUGAGGGGGAGAGUGGUCCACAUGCUGUUCACUGUCAACAAAUCAUUGUUGGACACAUCUCUCCUCCAUCACAAAAAUCAACAACGGCUCUCUAUUCUCUUAAAUCAUCAGAAAUGCCAAGACAGCUUCAAAUCAAAUUGUCAGCUAUACCCAGAAGUUAACCAUCUCUUUUCGGAAUGCGACCGAUGAGAUCUCCUCAAAAGCAAUCUUUUUCCGCUGUGCCACCUACACAAUGGAGGAGACAAAGGUCGGGUAAUCAAAUUUGAAGAUGAAUCCCAUGCGCGCCUGGAAAUCAACCGAACACAUGCUCCAAAGGCGCCGUCAGAAUUCAUUCAAGCUGAUCAAGAGCAACUUCUAGAAGGCAAGGACUACAAGCAAGACUUUGAAGAUUCCUCAAACCCCGACAUCAAAGAACAAAUUGCCAAGAAGACAUCAAAGGGGAGAUUGCAAGGAUUUCUUCAGAAAGCCUUCUCAAGAAGCUGAGUUCAACACAAAGACAAAGGAAGCUGAGCUGCACUGAAGAUCAAGACAAAAGAGGAGCAACUCAACCAAUCUUAUCUACGCUCUCCUCUACAUUGCUGAAUAAACACAAAGACAAAGAUAUUCGCGCUACAAUGCUGAUUGAACAUGAUUGAACACCAAGGGGGAGAUUGUUAGGACUUUUUCUGGUGUCCAAUCCUGAUAAAUAUCUUUGUAUUUGUGUAGCUAUUUUGUCUAGAUAUUUCAGCUAUUAUUAGACUAGCUUUCUUAGGAAAUGUGUAAAGUGUGCUAUUGGGCCCAAUCAAUAAAAGAGCCCAAUCAUGCUUAGGUCACAUCACAUAUUCCCUAGGCAUAUAAAUAUUGCCUUUAAGGGAAUGUGCAAAAGGGGCUUUUACAGAUUAUUCAGCGCAUAUUAUUGUAGUGAGAGAGAGAGAGCCGCAACUUUGUAUUCUCGAUACCCUGUUCUGUAUUUCUAAACCAUU